Molecule: messenger RNA, 1719 nt
Organism: Haliotis rufescens (red abalone)
Lineage: Eukaryota; Metazoa; Mollusca; Gastropoda; Lepetellida; Haliotidae
Exons: 2
Coding region: 76-879 (267 amino acids)
Source: RefSeq, a predicted model, not a curated record
GUUUUAGCAGUCAGUAUAUACACACGACAGGACAGCCAGGAGUUAAACGCGUGUUGACCCUUUUCACAUAACUGAAUGUCUCAAGAAGAAAGAAAAGGGAAUGUGGAGAUGUUAGAAGAAUUGAGAAUUCGCAGUUUAAUGGCCUCUUACAUGAUGUUCGAACGGGCAACAAAAUACGGAAACUAUGCAUUUUGGACACUGAUUGGAGCUAGCAUUGUCAUGGGUGUGGCUGCUGCUAAUCUAUGUCAGUAUCUCCCCGUGGGUGAUAAUAAAAAUUGGGUUCUCUUCUCUAAGACGGUCAUAGGAUUAGUCUCUGGAUUUGCAACUACCUUUGAAACUGGCAGAAUCUUUCUUCUUGAAUACUUGGACAAGAAAGAGAAACUCUAUAACGAGACAGCAGCAGGUUGGCAAAAACUGGAGUUAGACAUUCGUUUAUUUCUGAACUAUAUCGACAAAGCCAAGGUCAAAGAUAUUAGAAAGUUUACAAAGGAAUGUAUACAGCAGCGGGAUGAUGUAUGCUCUAAGUCCAAACCAGAGGGAGAUACUUAUGACAACUAUCAUGAUGACCCCGAAAUACUGAUAGAGAAGUAUCUCAAAAAGCAAUCUGUCAUUGCCCACAUUGGACAAAGACUCAAGGAGGACGAAAACGUGAAGUGUAAGCAGAACAAGAACAAACCAAACCAAAAGAAGAAGUGGGCCGUUUGUAUUGUGCUUGUUGUCCUAUUAGUCUCUAUUGUCAUGUUCUGUUUAUGGUCAUGUAUUCGACUAUCGAUGAACGACGUACAUCACUACUGGCUAGAAGUUCAUUCCCCUCACACGAGUGGGCACAACGUUACGCAACACGUGUGCACCCGAUUGGUCACCGUGUGGAACGCGUGACACACUCAUUAGAGGGGGAACAAACUUUUGACCAGAGGAGGACCCAGUUUAAGCUGAACUUGGUGGUGGUAACAAGGAGAGACAUUUUUGAUAUCCUGACGAAAAAUGCUAAUACACAUGUUUUUGUUUGUACUUGCUGAUGUCUCAUAUUUAGAUGUAGGAAAAUAUGAGUACUGGUGUGGCUUCUACAUGUUUUGCGAUGGUGUCAAGAGAAUACACGAUACUAGCAAAUGUAAUUGCCAUUCAAAUGUGUUUUUUUUCUGAUUUGACAUUAAAUGUCUGUAGUCCGACUUUCAGUGAUUAUGUUUAGGAGGCUUGGCGGGCAUUGUUUUUAUUGGACCCUAAUUACUUUAUGAUGGUUGGGUCUCUUUGUCUCAGCUAUGACGCUGGAAAAGAGCAGCAUUUAAUUAAUGAGAGUAGGUUAUAUCAUGGAAGAUACAGCUUGAGCGAGAGGGUUAUACUAAUUACCGUACCACAGGAAGAGACCUGUUGACGUGAGCGCGGGGUUGUGUAUAAAAUGGCCGUUGCAUAAUGGCCGACAGGAGAGAAAAACAUUGAGCAAAAGCACUUUUGUUUUCACGGGCUUGUUGAAUAGUUUCCCAGCGCUACUGUUGAUAUAUCUUCCACUUGAUCCUUGAUAAAUCAUUUUGGCAUUAACAAUAUAUUAUUUUCAACGUACAUUAUUAGUUUACUAGUCAUUUGUUUUUGAGUAUUUAUCAAUUUGUCGACUGAAUAUGACUAUAAUUGUAAAUGUUAUACUAACAUUGUACCUAUCAACACGAACUGUAAAAAAUGGGCAUAACGUCACGGAGACGAAGGCUCUAGAUAUCAUACCUUAUU